Striga hermonthica is the source of this 1632-nucleotide messenger RNA. The record is from the annotation of a GenBank genome assembly. Lineage: Eukaryota; Viridiplantae; Streptophyta; Magnoliopsida; Lamiales; Orobanchaceae.
AUGGAUGUCAGUGUUCUUGAUCUUGAGGUGGAUGUCAAUGGAGAAGAGAUUUUUGUGGUGGAUAAGAAAGUAAUUUCUUCCUAUUCGGAAAAAAUUAAAAAAAUGGUCAUGAAGUCAAAAGGUCCGACGGGGCGGCUAAAGGUGAUAUUCAACGACUUCCCGGGUGGCGCAUCGAACUUCGAGCUCGUCGCAAGGUUUUGCUACAGCAAUGGCAAAGUGAACAUAAAUCCAUUAAACAUUUCGAAUCUCACUUGUGCCGCCCAUUACAUGGAGAUGAAAAAUUCAGCUUUCGGAACAGAAAACCUCUGCAAGCAGACAGAGAAAGUUCUAGAAGAAGUUUGUUACUGGUCUUGGGAUGAGCUUCUUGUGGCUUUAAAGCAAAUUCAAGAAAAUCUACUUCAAUUAGCUAGUUCAUUGAGCAUAAUCGACAAAUUAUUGGAUUCUCUUGUAGGACGAGUCGUGUCAUCUUUCCAAACGAGCCCGUGUCCUUCAAUUUCCUCCUCUUCAGAUAGCUUAUCGGUUAACCGUCUAUCGUCAGACACGAGGAGUACCGAGAGCUUAAAGAAUGGUACCUUCAGAACCACUUGGUGGUUCGAGGAUAUUGCGGCAUUACACGCGUAUUUAAUCCAAAAGCUGGUGAAAUUAAUGGUGUCCAAAAACUUCGAUAAUGGAAUUAUUAGUAGAUUUCUAUUUAACUACCAAAAAUCGAGAUUUGCUUCUGCUUCGUCCGUGGAUGAAAGAAUCAGAAUAGUUGAAACGGUUGUUGAGAUGCUCAACUCGUUGGAUACGAGGUCUGUACCGUACAAGAGUUUAUUUGGAAUACUUAGACUCGGAUCGAACCUGAAUUUGAGCAAGUCUUGCAAGGAGAUAUUAGAAAAUAUGAUCGGUUCGCAACUAGAUCUUGCAACGUUGGAUAAUCUGCUCGUCCCAUGUGCAGCUCGAAAGAGUAUGUACCUUUAUGAUGUGAAUUUAGUUAUUCGAUUUUUGAAGUCAUUUACUAGCCGCGGAGCUUGUUGUGUGCCUUUGAGCCGGCUGAAAAAAGUUGCGGGUUUGAUGGAUUUGUAUUUAAAUGAAGUUGCUCCGGACCCACAUCUGAAGCCGUUAAAGUUCUUGGCUCUAAUUAAGGCUCUACCCGAUUCGGCACGAAACACUUGUGAUGGAGUAUACCAUGCAGUAAACUUAUAUUUUGAGGUUCACACCAGCUUGUCCGAAGAACAAAAGAUGAAAGUCUGUCUUGGAAUAAAUUACGAGAAGCUAUCUCCCGAAGCACUUAACCACUUCGCACAAAAUCCGAUUUUUCCUCCAAAAUCCGCAAUUCAAGCCCUCGUCUCACAACAGCACAAGCUCAAGAGCUUGCUCCAAAACACAAAUCAAUCAACAUUUGCCGAUUUUUCUCCCAAACCUAAUUUUGAGACGAAUGACGAUGGAUCCAAGCAGAUUGUACUUUACGCUAAAAGGCUCAGUCUUUGUGACGAAAACGAGAAGCUCAAAGCACAUCUGCAGGGCAUGCAGUGUAGGGUGGUGGAAUUGGAAAAUCUUUGCAGGAAAAUGCAAAACCACAUGAUGAAGAUGAUGAGAUCGAGAGUGCCGAGCCAUAGUAAUGCGAAAUCUGUGCCCAAGCUUUGUUCAUAG